AAAUGAAUUUUUAAUAAAAGAACUGAAUUAAAUUUCUUCUCCUGGGUGAAUCAGAUGGAGAUCCAGAGAGAAUCCACACCGACGCCUGAGGACGACGACAUGGAGAUCAUCACCAUCUACAUUAACAGAGAAUUCAUGAAGCAGGUCCAGGACUCGCCGGGGAGCGCCAACGUCCGUCUGUCCGAUAGUGUGGACGAGAAGGUUGGGGUCACUAAGUCCACCAUCAGCGUCAUGUCAGAGGAGCUUAAUGUGGCCUCCUCCCUGCUGACCGACUCCGUCCUGGAUGAGGACGAGGUGACCAACGUCCCCCAAAUUAAGGACGAGAAGGUUGGGGACGCUGAGUCCACCAUCAGCAUCAUGUCAAAGGAGCUUAAUGUGGCCUCCUGUCAGCUGACCGACUCCGUCCUGGAUAAGAUCAAGGUGACCAACGUCCCCCAAAAUAAGGACGAGAAGGUCGGGGGUGCUGAGUCCACCAUCAGCAUCAUGUCAAAGGAGCUUAAUGUGGCCUCCUGUCAGCGGACCAACUCUGUCCUGGACGAGAUCAAGGACACUUUUGGUCAAAAGGAGAAGAGUGAGAAAUCCACCAUGACUGACCCGAUACCAGAAAUCGAUCCAACCUGCAGGAAGAUCCUGGUUCAGCCGGUAAAGAAGCUGCCCGCUGAAGCUCCAGCUAAAGAAGCAAUCUGCACUGCAGAAAAGAUGAAGAAGAAGAAGAAGAAGGACCAGAUCCUGGGAUUCUUCAGAAGAUCCUGGCAGACCACGAAGAGGAUCUUCAACAAGAGAUCAAACAUGGAGAUCGUUACCAAGCAGGUCCAGGACUCACUGGGGAGCACCUACGUCCACCUGCCCAAUAGUGUGGAAGAGAAGGUUGGGGUCACUAAGUCCACCAUCAGCGUCAUGUCAGAGGAGCUUAAUGUGGCCUCCUCCCCGCUGACCGACUCUGUCCUGGAUGAGGAUGAGGUGACCAACGUCCCCCAAAAUAAGGACGAGAAGGUUGGGGGCGCUGAGUCCACCAUCAGCAUCAUGUCAGAAGAGCUUAAUGUGGCCUCCUGUCAGCUGACCGACUCCGUCCUGGAUAAGAUCGAGGUGACCAACGUCCCUCAAAAUAAGGACCAGAAGGUCAGGGGCCCUGAGUCCACCAUCAGCAUCAUGUCAAAGGAGCUUAAUGUGGCCUCCUGUCAGCAGACCAACUCUGUCCUGGACGAGAUCAAGGAUACUUUUGGUCAAAAGGAGAAGAGUGAGAAAUCCACCAUGACUGACCCGAUACCAGAAAUCGAUCCAACCUGCAGGAAGAUCCUGGUUCAGCCGGUAAAGAAGCUGCCCGCUGAAGCUCCAGCUAAAGAAGCAAUCUGCACCGCAGAAAAGAUGAAGAAAAAGAAGAAGAAGAAGAAGGACCAGAUCCUGGGAUUCUUCAGAAGAUCCUGGCAGACCAUGAAGAGGAUCUGCAACAAGAGAUCAAACAAAGUUUCCCCCCUCUAAUUUCCCCACAAUCCCCCAAAUGAUAUUCCCUCCUCAGCUAUAUAGCACAUUCUCAGACAAUUCUCCAUGUAAGAUCAUUUUGGUGAGGAGCAGAAGAUUCAGAACUUAAACCAGCUUUUUCACCUUCAGGACUUCAGCUUUUAUCGACGUGAAAAUGCCGUUCCCUUUACCAUCCGCCUGGCACUGCUGCGUUCUGCCCCAUGUUGGUCCCUCCAGACCUGGACCGGUCCAUCUUGUUCCCUCUUGCUCCCUCUUGCUUCUUGGCUGAGAGCUUCGUGGUUGAGAGCUCCGGUGUACCGGAAUGUUCUCCGGUGCUCUUAGGGUCGGGGUUGUCUUAAACUUCUCUGUGCAGGAUACGAUCGCUGUUCCACAGACUUGGUUCCAUCUUGGUACCAGAAGUCCUCAUGAUACCAGAGUCUGUGGUUCCUGGUAGAGAUGGGAGGAUCGAUCGGCUAUGUAUCGAAAUCGGCCGAUUUUUUAUCAAAAUAUGCGAUCGGCCGAUAUUUCCUAAAUUCAGCAGAUCCGAUCGUGUGAUAUACAAACAUCAUCUCCAUGUUAAGCUUAACAGCUCAGUGGAUUGAUCCAGACAUUGAGCUACAAAGCUCCAACCAUCGUAUCACCAUUCAACAAACAUCGCACUUUACAACCUAAAAUAACAUAAUUAACGUUGUGCAUCAUACAUACGAUGGAAUUUUGCCGAUUGAAAUAUUUACUUUAAAAAGAUAAUUCAACCCGACCCCAUCUAAGUCAAUUCUAUGAGCACAUUAUAUGAACUCGUGGUUCACUUUGGUAAAUCGUAAGCGGUUCUUGCUUUUGAUGUAGAUGAGAGCAGAAAACGUUACAGAGCCAAUCGGAGGCAAAAGUUUAUUAGUUACUAAGUUGGUUAGUUCAGGAUCAUUUGCAGUGACUGACAGAAAACUUUUAGCUCCACAGACAGAACGACUCUGACUCGGUUACCGCUCUGUGGUAAUAGCGGUUUAAUGAAGCUUUUUAAUGUAAGAGAGUCACACAGAAUGUUCUGUAGUAGCUGGUGUUUAUUUAAAACCACGACAUUAAUUAAUUAAUUAAUUAACACGGAGAGAUAACUGAGAAGAGAAACGCUUCGCAUAAAAUGAAUCGACUCGUGAAUCACUUAUAUCAAUACUGCGAACAGAUCGUCUCUCUUAAAGACACACACACACACACACACACGUGGCAGCAUUUGGCACCGGUUUAUCUUCACUGUUUCCCUAUUUCAAGUUUUUUUCAGACUGAACUGGAUAACAUUAAACCUGCGUGUGUGGUCAGUUAGACUAAUGAAAUAUGUCUCCUGUGGGUGAAAAAAUAAAUUGCUUUAGUUUAAAAAGUAAACCCCCCGUCAACCCCCCCCCCAAUCCGAAUCGGCUAUCGGCCUAUCACCCUCAAAGAAGAUUAGAGAUCGAAAUCGGUGCCAAAAACCCUGAUCGGUACAUCUCUAGUUCCGGGUGCUUCUGAGAACUGUUGGUUGCUCGUGGUGGUGGUGUUGGAUUUCAGAAGGAAUUCUGGGACUUUGUGAGCUGAGCUUGAUCAUCUUAGAUGUUGGGCUCCCCCAGUACCAGGAUUCUGGCUUCAACACCUCAAGUGUUGGAUUUCUGAAGGAAUUCUGGGACUUUGUGAGCUGAGCUUCAUCUUCUUAGAUGUUGGGCUCCUCCAGUACCAGGAUUCUGGCUUCAACACCUCAAGUGUGGGAUUUCUGAAGGAAUUCUGGGACUUUGUAAGCUGAGCUUCAUCUUCUUAGAUGUUGGGCUCCUCCAGUACCAGGAUUCUGGCUUAAACACCUCAAGUGUUGGAUUUCUGAAGGAAUUCUGGGACUUUGUGAGCUGAGCUUGAUCAUCUUAGAUGUUGGGCUCCUCCAGUACCAGGAUUCUGGCUUCAACACCUCAAG
Molecule: messenger RNA, 3382 nt
Organism: Trichomycterus rosablanca
Lineage: Eukaryota; Metazoa; Chordata; Actinopteri; Siluriformes; Trichomycteridae
Exons: 3
Coding region: 55-1479 (474 amino acids)
Source: RefSeq, a predicted model, not a curated record